AUGGAAAGUGUACCCGAAAGUGUACCUGAAAGUGUACUUGAAAGUGGACCUGAAAGUGUACUUGAAAGUAGACCUGAAAGUAGACCUGAAAGUGGACCUGAAAGUGUAACUGAUAGUGUUGGCGAUGAUUAUCGAGAACAUUGCAUUUGCCUGCUGGUAAUUGCAUCAUUGGUCAACGGCAGCACCUCGAAGGCUUUGAAAGCAGAGGCCCGAGAUGCGAGCCAAUCUGCAGCGCAUUCGCUUAUCGGCACCGCCUUUGAUUAUGAUUAUUUUGCGCCUGAGGCACGUCGAGCGCCAAGCCGUUAUCAAAAAUCCAGCCCAAUAACAACUGAGAGACCUUUUAUACGCUACUGGAAUAAUUUCGUACGCAAUAUACGUGUGCCAGUGCCAUCCAUCACUUGGAAUAUGACAAAUCCGCUGGUGAAUCUCUUCAACGCUGGGGUAACGAAUGUCAUCGACACACCUGUGGGUAAUUACAAUCGCGGAGGCAGCAAACGUAAGCGCAGCAAGAGCACAAAGUCGAAAAACUCGAAGAAACGCAAGCCCAUUCACACAGAUUACGACGUAGAUGAAGAUGAGACUUAUCAAGCAGUUUCUUAUGGCGGUUAUGGUGAGCCUUACGCUGACGAUUAUGAUCCACGCAAGAUAAUGUAUUUCUACGAUGCCAGCACCGGGCAAUAUUAUAAAAUGCAAACACAAUAUGUGAACAGUUAUGCACUUGCCGAGCAACAGUUGCAACAGCAGCAGCAGCAGCAGCAGAAUGAUGAUGAUGACGAAGCAGAGCUACAAGAGGCUGACGAAAUAGAAGCGAUCGAGGGUCAUGUCGCAAUGGUAGACGCGCAAAUUGAACCGCCAACUGCGGAGAGCGUUAAUGAGAGCAAUGAAAAUGAGAAUGAAACUGCGCAGCACGCCGAUGAAGAGGAAGAAGCGCUUUCUGACGGCGAAGAAGGCCGGGAUUCUGGUGAAGUGGAGAUCAUACCAGCGGAUAUGGAGAUCUUUGAUGACUCAGCGGAAGAGCAAACAACCCACAAGCAGCAAUUGGUUGAGCAGACUAAAUCAAACAAGUCGAAAAGGGUUAAAAUUGUCGAAGAAUUGCGCAACUCAAUCGGCAGUUAUAUGCGUGAUGAUCACUUCAAUAGAAUGCGUCAGCGUGCGAAGGCAAAACCGAUACCACAAACGCUGCGCAGCAGUUUGAAAGCACGACCAAGGAGGAAAUUUACCUAUUACUUACUACAGCCAGUGUGA
Messenger RNA from Ceratitis capitata (Mediterranean fruit fly), 1245 nucleotides. RefSeq lists its product as uncharacterized. NCBI's taxonomy places the organism in Eukaryota, Metazoa, Arthropoda, Insecta, Diptera, Tephritidae. Bases 1 to 1245 code for a protein of 414 amino acids. The transcript is spliced from 3 exons. The record is from RefSeq and is a predicted model, not a curated record.